This is a messenger RNA of Thelazia callipaeda (thelaziosis nematode), 174 nucleotides long. The record is from the annotation of a GenBank genome assembly. NCBI's taxonomy places the organism in Eukaryota, Metazoa, Nematoda, Chromadorea, Rhabditida, Thelaziidae.
AUGAGAGUAUCUCAAAAUGGUUAUGAAAAUUGUGAAUUGCUGGAUGAAAAAUUAAUCGGGGUAUGCCAAACGCCAAGUCAACAAUCCUCAAUCAGUAUUGUUUUCCGAGAUUUUUCACCGCUUCCUGGUGCAUUAGAGUUCAAACCAGGCUAUACUUAUUACUUUAUUAGUUAG